ACCAUCCUCCUUGGCCAAGACCUCACUCAGCUCUGCCUCCUUCUCUGCCUCCAGGGUGUCUGACUUCUGUUCUGUCUUCUCUGUUUAGCAUGCUGACCUUCUUGUUGAGACCUGUGGGCAUUCUGUGCCUGUCUUCAGGGUUAUUGGUAAUGGCUCAAUUUGGAGGAGACCUCUCACCCAGGUAUGUUUGAGAGGGAAGGGGUGGGAAGUUUCUCUUUGCGCUGGAAGUGUGCUUUGGCCCCUGAAGGAAAGACCUUCUGAUUUGCCCAAAAUGUGUGCCACAUGGGGAACAUCUUUAGGACUUCAUGCACCUCCUUUGUCCUUGCAGGAUGAAUCAAGCUUACCUGACUCCCUUCCACAUAAAGAAUCGCAAUGUGGGUCUGAAAGUUGAAGGUUCAAGCUUCACACUAGAUGGCUCUCCUUUCCUGAUCAUAGCAGGCACUAUUCACUAUUUCCGGGUGCCCAGGGAGUACUGGAGGGACCGCUUGCUGAAGCUGAAGGCCUGUGGCUUCAACACUCUUACCACGCAUAUUCCCUGGAACCUUCAUGAGCCAAGAAAGGGCUGGUUUUAUUUUACUGCAAACCUGGAUUUCAUGGCUUUUAUAUCCAUUGCUUCAGAGGUGGGGCUGUGGGUCAUUCUGUGUCCAGGCCCCUAUAUUGGUAGCGACUUAGACCUUGGAGGCUUGCCUAGCUGGUUACUCCAGGAUCCAAAAAUGAAGCUGAGAACAACUUACAAGGGCUUCACUAAAGCAAUGAACCACUAUUUUGAUGAGCUUAUUCCCAGGAUAGUACCACUCCAGUACUGAAAGGGAGGCCCCAUCAUUGCUGUGCAGGUUGAGAAUGAAUAUGGUUCAUAUCAUCGGGAUAAAAGAUACAUGUCCUAUAUUAAAAAGGCCCUGGUCACAAGAGGGAUCAAGGUGCUGCUUAUGACUGCUGAUGAUGGAAAAGAACUGAAAAGAGGCCACUUAAAACAUGUACUUUCCACUCUCCACAUGAAAAAUAUAAAGAAAGAAACUUAUGAUACAUUCUUUUCAAUUCAGGGUCAUACCCCCAUACUGAUGAUGGUGUAUACAGCAAGCUCUUUGGAUGGAUGGGGUGCUGUCCACAAUACUUUGGACUCACAUAUGUUAAUGAAAGAGAUACGUGAUAUGUUCAACUACAGUUUCUCCCUCACAUUCUAUAUGUUCCAUGGUGGCACCAACUUCGGCUUCAUGGGUGGAUCUGCAGUUUUGGACAAUUACCUCCCUAUGAUCACAAGCUAUGGGUAUGGGGCACUGCUAACAGAGAAUGGAGAAUAUACAUCUGAGUACCUUGUAUUUCAAGAGUUUUUUUUACCUCUUCUUUUGGCAGAUGCUCAACUGACUGAGCCACCAGGCACCCCAAGAUUAUAUAAUUAUUUUCCUGUCACCUUGAUGUACACCUGGUUUUUGUUCCUGUUUCUGCCACAGGCCAUCAGCUCUGUCAAGCCCAUUUGCAUGGAGAAGCUGUCUGUGAACCAGGGGAAUGGUCAGUCCUCUGGGUACAUACUUUAUGAGGUUAUGAUCUCCACUGGUGGCCUCCUUACCACAAAGAAUCAUGUUCAAGACCGAGGUCAGGUGUUUUUGAAUGAGAAUUAUCUAGGGGUCCUGGACCAUUUCACUAACCAGCUGACUAUUCCCACCAAAAUGGCAUAUACCACACUGAGGAUCCUGGUGGAGAAUCAAGGCCGCCUUGCCUAUGGGCAGGACAUCAAUAAGGAGAGAAAAGGAUUAAUUGGGGAUAUAUAUCUGAACAAUUCUCCAUUAAGAAGAUUUAAAAUCUACAGCCUGGAUAUGAAAACUAAAUUUCUAAAAAGGGACCUUCCUAACAUUUGGAAACCAGUCUCAUUCAAACCUCGGGGCCCUGCCUUCUUCCUUGGUAUCCUGAGAAUGGGUAAUUACCCCAAAGACACCUUCAUAAAAAUGGAGGGUUGGACGAAAGGUGUAAUAUUCAUCAAUGGACGAAAUCUGGGACGCUACUGGAAUAUAGGUCCCCAGGAGGCCCUUUACCUUCCAGGACCCUGGCUUCAUCCUUGAUCAAAUGAGAUCAUUGUGUUUGAAGAAUUUAGACCUGGCCAGGAGAUCCGGUUCACAAAGAUAUCUCAUCUAGACCAAGACAACAGCCUCUUGUCUUCUCUCAGGGCUCUACAGCGGGUUCAUGAGGCCGUGUGGCCUAAACUAAAAGAACUGUAUGAGACGGGGCCCCCACCCUCUCCUCAUCAGUAUCGUCCAGGAGACUGGGUCCUCGUCAAGCGACAACGGCAGGAGAACCUUGAACCCAGGUGGAAAGGAACUUACCAAAUCAUCCUGGUGACUCCCACCGCCAUCAAGGUAGAUAACCUCCCCACCUGGAUUCACCACACCCACGUUAAGCUGUCGACCCGCUGUCUGACCUCGUGGGACACACUGAUAAAAAUACUACUUGGACUGUAG
Acinonyx jubatus (cheetah) is the source of this 2450-nucleotide messenger RNA. Its product is annotated as beta-galactosidase-1-like protein 2. Gene Ontology annotation, molecular function: beta-galactosidase activity. The transcript is spliced from 20 exons. Gene Ontology annotation, biological process: carbohydrate metabolic process. Gene Ontology annotation, cellular component: vacuole. NCBI's taxonomy places the organism in Eukaryota, Metazoa, Chordata, Mammalia, Carnivora, Felidae. The record is from RefSeq and is a predicted model, not a curated record.